Molecule: messenger RNA, 510 nt
Organism: Mobula hypostoma (lesser devil ray)
Lineage: Eukaryota; Metazoa; Chordata; Chondrichthyes; Myliobatiformes; Myliobatidae
Product: basic phospholipase A2-like
Exons: 5
Coding region: 1-510 (169 amino acids)
Biological process (GO): phospholipid metabolic process; lipid catabolic process; arachidonate secretion
Molecular function (GO): calcium ion binding; phospholipid binding
Source: RefSeq, a predicted model, not a curated record
AUGGCGCCAGCGUACGACGUUCCCAUAGUCGACAUCUUCCAGAUGACAAGCAAAAAGCUUUUUCACUUCUUUUACUUUGGCCUGAUUGUCCUGCUUCUGCUCUCAGCUGGUGUUGGGAGCACUUCCAUUGAGUCCAGGAAUCUUUAUCAGUUCAAUAAAAUGAUUAAAUGUACCAACCCAGGCGUCAUCCCACCACUGCAAUUCAAUGACUACGGCUGUUACUGUGGACCUGGUGGAUCUGGGACACCAGUGGAUGAGUUUGACCGGUGCUGCCAGACCCAUGACAAGUGUUAUGAAGAUGCUGACAAAAAAGAGAAGUGCAGAACUGUCUUUUCACCCAAAAUGAUAUAUUACAAGUACAGCUGCUCAAAGGGGAAAAUCAAAUGUACAAGUGGUAAUUAUCACUGCGCGAAGUUUAUCUGUGAAUGUGAUCGAAAGGCGUCCAUCUGCUUCUCGAAAGCAAAAUACAACCCUAAGAAUAAAGGCAUCAGUCAAUCACGCUGCAAAUAG